Molecule: messenger RNA, 1590 nt
Organism: Pezoporus flaviventris
Lineage: Eukaryota; Metazoa; Chordata; Aves; Psittaciformes; Psittacidae
Gene: NUBP2
Product: NUBP iron-sulfur cluster assembly factor 2, cytosolic
Exons: 7
Coding region: 26-844 (272 amino acids)
Biological process (GO): iron-sulfur cluster assembly
Cellular component (GO): cytosol
Molecular function (GO): ATP-dependent FeS chaperone activity; 4 iron, 4 sulfur cluster binding; ATP binding
Source: RefSeq, a predicted model, not a curated record
GAAGCGGGCUGCUCUGGGUAGCAACAUGGAAGAGGCAGCCGGGGAGAGAACCAACUUGGCCGGGGUGCGGCACAUCCUGCUGGUGCUCUCCGGGAAGGGCGGCGUUGGGAAGAGCACCAUCUCCACCCAGCUGGCUCUGGCACUGCGGCAUUCCGGGAGGAGGGUGGGGAUCAUGGACGUGGACUUGUGUGGCCCCAGCAUACCCCUCAUGUUCCAGGUGCAGGACAGUGAUGUGCACCAGUGUGACAGCGGCUGGGUACCGGUCUAUGUGGACCAGGACAAGAGCAUCUCACUCAUGUCCAUUGGCUUCCUGCUGGAGAAGCCGGAUGAUGCUGUGGUGUGGAGAGGACCCAAGAAGAAUGCUUUGAUCAAACAAUUCGUUGCUGAUGUGGCCUGGGGGGACCUGGACUUCCUCAUUGUGGACACGCCACCGGGCACAUCUGAUGAGCACAUCUCCGCAGUGGAGGCCCUGAGGCCUCACAAGUUGCUCGGAGCAAUCCUGGUCACAACACCCCAGGCUGUGUCUGUGGGAGAUGUGAGGCGGGAGCUGACAUUCUGCAAGAAAACAGGAUUAAGAGUUCUUGGCAUCGUGGAGAACAUGAGUGGCUUUGUGUGUCCGCACUGCUCAGAGUGCACAAACAUCUUUUCCAAAGGAGGAGGUGAGGAGCUGGCCAAGCACGCUGGGGUCCCCUUCCUGGGCUGUGUUCCUCUGGACCCCCAACUCAGCCAGAGCUUGGAAGAAGGGAGAGACUUCAUCCAAGACUUUCCCAAGAGCCCUGCCUUCCCUUCCUUGGCUCGUAUUGCCCAGCAGAUCUUGGAUGGUACAUCACAGCAGAGCUCCUGAGGACAGUGUGGGGCUGGACUUCCUGCCUGAGCCCCUCACAGCACCACCAGCAGCGCAUGGUGAUGGGGAAGCAGCUGUGGAAGCUGCUAAGCUAUGAACUGUCUCAGUGGGGAGGUGAGGGAGGGAGCACAGCAUUGAUGCUGCUUGCAGUGAUCCAAAAAGGGAAGUUCUGCUCCAUCCCUAUGGAUCCAAAGAGUCCCUGCACAGACAGCAGCCUGCUUCCUGCCUUUUCAACGUGAUGCUCUGCCCAGAUGGUACAGUUGUUCCUGAUGCCUUCCUCAGCAGCCUGCCCUUGUUCAGGGGCUUGGGGAGCUCUAGUUUGUGUCCCCAGUGUUCUGUAUGCUGUGGUGCUUCUGGCCUUUGCCUGGUACAGCUAAAAAGACCAUCAAUUUGUUCUUCACUCACUGAGCCCAACCAGCACCCAUCAUCUGGAUCGUGGCUCCAUGUGCUGCUGCCUUCUAUUGCUUUUCUUGCAUGAUGGAUUAGAUGGUAUUUGGUUCAGUGGCUGGAUGCUCCCAUGUGGACUCGAGCCAGGCCACCCUGCUGUGAAGUCUCAGCUUGCUGGUUUCUGAUGGGCCAGUGGGGACACAGUACAUGCCUCACAUAAGAAAAGGUCUUUAGGAGAUCUGCCACCCUCCUGAGUGCUGAGUUCCUGCUGGAAAUGAGGCCUUUUUGGGUUGCUGGGGGUUAUCACUCAGGAGUAUUUGUAAAGAUUCCAAGCAGUAAAUACUUUUCUUAAAAUCCAA